CUAAGUCCCCACGCUGAAUCCGAAGCUGGGCUCUUGCGGCCAGGAGCGAGGAGCGCACUGAGAACUCUACUUUCUCGAGAGCCCGAGCCCAUCAAAUGGGCGAAUGAGGAAGGAGAGCAGGGACAUGGACUGCUAUCUGCGUCGCCUCAAACAGGAGCUGAUGUCCAUGAAAGAGGUGGGGGAUGGCUUACAGGACCAAAUGAACUGCAUGAUGGCUGCACUGCAAGAACUGAAGGUCCUACAGGUGCAAACAGCGUUGGAACAGCUGGAGAUUUCUGGAGGCACGCCGGCCUUCAGCUGCCGCGAGAACUCACAGAAACAGCCGGAACGCCCUUGCUGGCAGGGCAGUGGAGGUCCUCCCGCACCUAUGGCCCAGCCUUCCUCCAGCCAGCCUUCUUUUGACAGCAGCCCCAAGUUUCCGUGUCAUAGGAGUGUCUGUGGGAAGGAGCUUGCUGUCAUUCCCAAGGCACAGCUGCAGGAGCACCAAAGCUGUACCCAGCAGGGGCUAGAGUGGGUGGAACCAGAUGACUGGACCUCCACGUUGAUGUCCAGGGGCAGAAAUCGACAACCUCUGGUGUUAGGGGACAAUGUUUUUGCAGACCUUGUGGGCAACUGGCUAGACCUACCAGAACUGGAAAAGGGCGGGGAGAAGGGUGAGACUGGGGGACCCAGUGAACCCAAAGGAGAAAAAGGCCAGUCCAGGGAGCUGGGUCGCAAGUUUGCCCUAACAGCAAACAUUUUUAGGAAGUUCUUGCGCAGCGUGCGGCCUGACCGAGACAGGCUGCUCAAAGAGAAACCAGGCUGGAUGACUCCCAUGGUCUCUGAGUCACGAGCAGGACGCUCGCAGAAAGUCAAGAAGAGGAGCCUUUCCAAGGGCUCUGGACGGUUUCCCUUCUCCAGCUCGGGAGAGCCCAGGCACACUGAAACCCCUGCCACAAGCAGCCCCAAGGCCUUAGAACCCUCCCGUGGGGGCUUUGACAUUAACACAGCUGUCUGGGUCUGAAUUUGAGACAAGCUGGCUGAACCUAAAAGG
Messenger RNA from Phodopus roborovskii (desert hamster), 1033 nucleotides. RefSeq names its product inka box actin regulator 2 (gene Inka2). Gene Ontology annotation, molecular function: protein kinase binding; protein serine/threonine kinase inhibitor activity. Gene Ontology annotation, cellular component: nucleus. The coding region runs from base 104 to 1003 and encodes 299 amino acids. Lineage: Eukaryota; Metazoa; Chordata; Mammalia; Rodentia; Cricetidae. The record is from RefSeq and is a predicted model, not a curated record. The transcript has 2 exons.